Messenger RNA from Rubroshorea leprosula, 840 nucleotides. NCBI's taxonomy places the organism in Eukaryota, Viridiplantae, Streptophyta, Magnoliopsida, Malvales, Dipterocarpaceae. The record is from the annotation of a GenBank genome assembly.
AAAGAUUUACGAGCUCGCAGAGCCCCAAAAAGAAUGACGAGCUGACAACAUCCAAUGAAGAACGACGAGCUGAGACCUUACAUGAGUGGGCUCCCACAAAGAAUUACAGCUAAGACCCUACAUGGGUCAUCACUCCUGAGCUUCCUGCUUUCAGGUCGUCACUCAUCAGCUUCCUGGUUUCAGGUCGUCACUCCGGAGCUUCCUGCUUCCAGGUCGUCACUCCCGAGCUUCCUGGUUUCAGGUCGUCACUCCUCAGUUUCUUGGUUCCAGGUCGUCACUCCUGAGUUUACUGGUUCCAGGUCGUCACUCCUCAGUUUCCUCCUUCCAGGUCGUCACUACCGAGCUUCCUGGUUUCAGGUCGUCACUAAUGAGCUUCCUGCUUCCAGCUCGUCACUACCGAGCUUCCUGGUUUCAGGUCGUCACUCCCGAGCUUCCUGGUUUCAGGUCGUCACUCCCGAGCUUCCUGGUUUCAGGUCGUCACUCCCGAGCUUCCUGGUUUCAGGUCGUCACUACCACGCUUCCUGGUUUCAGGUCGUCACUCCUCAGUUUCCUGGUUCCAGGUCGUCACUCAUCAGUUUCCUAGUUCCAUGUCGUCACUCAUCAGCUUCCUGGUUUCAGGUCGUCACUCCGGAGCUUCCUACUUCCAGGUCGUCACUACCGAGCUUCUUGGUUUCAGGUCGUCACUCCUGAGCUUCCUGGUUCCAGGUCGUCACUACUGAGCUUCCUGCUUCCAGGUCGUCACUCCUGAGCUUCCUAGUUUCAGGUCGUCACCUCAGUUUCCUGGCUCUAGGUCAUAAUGCCUCAGCUCCGGCCGCUAUGACUCCGGUCAUCAUUAUUUAC